Molecule: messenger RNA, 8871 nt
Organism: Lepus europaeus (European hare)
Lineage: Eukaryota; Metazoa; Chordata; Mammalia; Lagomorpha; Leporidae
Gene: TRANK1
Product: tetratricopeptide repeat and ankyrin repeat containing 1
Exons: 23
Molecular function (GO): protein binding
Source: RefSeq, a predicted model, not a curated record
AUGGACCUUGCAGCUUAUGCUGAGCUGCUGAAAGAAUUUGGCAGCCAGGUUCUCAAGAAUGGGAACUUCUCUGGCCAUCAGAGAGUAUGAUGAAGCCAGAUUCUCUUGUAGCUGUACCAGUGGGGUAGCGUUCCCCCAAAGGAGUUGGCUGUGCUGCUGUGCAACAAAUCCAAUGCAUUUUACAGCCAUGGGAAAUGGAAUGACGCAUUUCUUGCUGCCAAAGAGUGUCUCCAGUGGGAUCCAACCUAUGUGAAGGGAUACUACCAAGCUGGCUAUGCCUUGCUGCAGUUGCUCCAGCCUUAUGAAGCUGCUUGCACAUUUUUUGAGGGUCUGCAACUUCUACAGAAAAGCCAAGACCAAGCACAGGUUCCUGAUUUCCUUAUUGGGAUUUUCACCACUAUGAACAGUGAUUCCAUUGCUUUGCAAAGUUUCUUGCCCUGCUUUGAUCACAUUUUCACCACUGGAUUUUCAGCAAAAGUGUGGCAAUCUGUAAUGGAAAAGUUGGCAAAGAAAGGAUUAUGGCAUUCAUUUCUGCUUCUGUCAGCAAGAAAAGACCAACUGCCAAGACAUAUUCAUGUCCCAGAGUUAUCACUGAGAAGUCUCUUUGAGAAGUAUAUCUUCAUUGGACUUCAGGAGAAAAUGAAACAGGUGCCUAAGGUAGUCCAGUGGCUCAUCUCCAUUGGUGCCAGCAUUGAGACUAUAGGGCCUUACCCUCUGCAUGCCCUCAUGAAACUCUGUAUCCAAGCAAAGGAAAACCAACUUUUCAGGUGGCUAAUGGAGCGCAAGCCCGAAUGGAAAGGGCGCAUCAACCAGAAAGACGAGACUGGCCGCACUGUCCUGCACAUCGUCGCUGUCCGCUCCUCAGGGUAUCUCAUCAAGCGUCAAACGGAAGAUGUGCAGAUGCUCCUGCACUUUGGUGCAGACCCCACGCUUCUGGAUCAACAGUCUCGGUCUGCUGUGGAUGUCCUGAAAAGGAGUAAGAACUUCAGAGCCAUCGAGAAAAUCAACAGUCACUUGAAAAAGCUGGCUAUGUGUUCUGUGGACCUAUCAGGAUUUAGCAAUGCUCAUGGUCUCACUAGUGACAGUGACAUUUUCCAGAAGACCUCCAAGCAGCUGGUGAAGUACAUGAACUCAGAAUGGUUAUUGCAUAAAAACAUUCCGAAGCAAGAAAUAGUUCAGAGGCUGGUGCUGCGGCUCACUAGUGUUUUGAAAGAGACCCCUCCUGACCUGGUCUGUGACAUCAAUCAAGACUGUGCCAACACCUUCAUCAGAUUCUUGCUGAAAAAACAGAGGUGGCCUGAAGUGCUUCGGCUGCUGACCCGCCAAGUCACUGGGGAGCUGCCUCUUGGAGAUUGCCUCAUCAAAGACUACAACUUCUCAGACCUCGACAUCUGUACCAUCAUUCCCCACCUCAGCACCUGGGACCAGCGGAAGACACAGCUCCUGGGCUGCCUGGUAGACAACGGAGCCUUGCCUGAGGGUCUCCAGGAGAGCCAGGAGAGGCCGCUCCCCAUGUGCCUGAAAUGUGAGGACUUCGAAUUGGCUUUUCUUCUCCUGAGCAAGGGUGCAGACCCCCGUGGAAUUUCUCUCCUGGAAGGUGAUACUCCUUUGCAUGCAGCAUUCCAUAUCUUUCUAGAAAUCAAAGCUGACAUCGGUUUUAACUUCCUCAGGCACCUGUUGGAGCUGUUCUGGACUAACCCAACCAAAUUUUGCUACCUCAGCCCCAACAUCCAGGAUGGCCAUGGGAACACCCUGAUGCACGUCCUCUUUCAGAAGGGCACACCAAAGAGCGUGAAAAAAGUGAUAGAGCUGCUGGCGAAGUUUGACAUCAACUUCAACCUAAAGAACAAAGAAGGCAAGGACGCACGACACCGGAUUAAGAAGAAUGACCCUCUGCUAAUUGCCUGGAACAAAGCUGUGACCGACAGAAAGAGGAAGAGCCGGCAGGACUCUGCUGCCCUCUCGGGUAAUUUCUCACAGCCCACCGCCCCUGGUCAUAUGUGUCAACCCAUGAUCCAGGGUUCAUUGCCAUGCAACACCAUUGCUGGAAUCCUGUCUGAAGAAGAUAGGAUUCCUGGUAGCUGGGAGACUCUCCCGGCUGCCCUAGUGAUGAGACAGAAGCCUGAAUCCAUCAGACCACACUCUUUAAGAGAUUGCCUUGUGCAGGAUAUCAUAGUUUUGAUUCAGCAGGUUGAAUUGGAUAUGCCCCCCCCAGAGGACUAUCCUCAGAGAUCUGAGCCUCAGAAGGCAGAAGCCAGCAUAAUAAGAAAGAAAGACAAACUCCAGCAAACGCUGGGAAACUCUGACUAUGGAGAGAACAGUCCUGCCAUCCCCAAGGCAGGGGAAGCACAUGCUCAGACACGCCCUGGGGACUCACAGCUCAUUCCUGUUGGUAACAGAAGGAGGAAGGGCAAGAUCGAUCCAGGCUGGAGCAUGCGGGAAAUUGAGGUCUACUUCCAGAGCUUUGAUAACAUGGCCUGGGAUGUUGAGUGCACUUCAGAAAUGCUGAAGAAACUGUCCAGUAAGGUAAUGACCAAGGUCAUAAAGAAGAAAAUCAUCCUGACCGUCCAGAAGCUGGGGAAUGGAGAGUGGACCCAGGGCUUGCAGAAGCGACUGAAGCACCUGAAAGGAAGCAUCCAGCUGUUCGAAGCUAAGCUGGACAAAGGAGCCCGGAUGCUCUGGGAGAUCGCCGUUGACUCCUCCCCUCGACGCAGUGAUAAUCCAAAGAGCAUUACCAUGGGGCACGACACAUAUACCAUAGGAAAGUCGGAGCAGGUCUACACUGAGAUCAUCCGCAUCUGGGAUAUCGUCUUGGAUCACUGCAAACUGUCUGAUUCUAUCAAGGCCGUCUGCAGUGCCUACAACCGGGGCUUGUCCUGUGUCCUGCAGAAGAAGCUGAAGGGUGUCAAUAAAGGCCAAGUGUCAGCGAACAAGAAAAUCCAAAAGUAUAUACCCCAUUGCUUUGUGGAGGAUACAGAGCAGGAGAAAGUGUGUGUGGAUCUUGAGAACAGUCCCCCGACCAGUGUGGUGGGGACAGAAUAUAACGUCCUGAAGUUUCAUAGGUUCGGCACCAACACAGUCUUCAGCAUCCUCAAUGACACAAUGGCUCCAGUGGAGUGCCCCUUCCGCCUGGGGGAGCUGGAGUACUCGGUGAUCAACCUCAACCCCAGGCCGCUGGAGCCCAUCAUCCUCAUUGGGCGGAGUGGCACUGGGAAGACAACCUGCUGCUUGUACAGGCUGUGGAAGAAAUUCCACAUUUACUGGGAAAAAGCUGAGCAGGCAGGAAGCCCACUGCUGACCAAACAGAUCUGGCCAAAGAGAAAGUUGAAGGUGGGACUUGGAAAAGAGGGUCUGGGCAGGGAGGAAAGGGAGGAGGAAGAAGGUGAGGAAGAGCCAGGUUCCACUGGAAUGGAAACAGCAGGUACUCUAGGUGAGGAGCAGGAGCGUGGAGCCUGUGCGGGGAGAGCAGGUGCGGAGCGUGGCCAAGCAGCGGGAGGGUGUGCUCCAAGACAUCCCCGUCAGCUGGAGCACUUGCAUCAGAUCUUUGUGACCAAGAACCAUGUCCUGUGCCAGGAAGUGCAGAGGAAUUUCAUUGAACUGUCCAAGGUUAGCAAAGCCACCAGUCACUACAGACCACUGGCCCCCCAUGUGCACAAGCUCCAGGACCUGAGGGAUGAGAACUUCCCUCUGUUUGUGACCUCUAAACAGAUGCUCCUCCUGCUUGAUGCUUCUCUGCCGAAGCCAUUUUUUCUGAGAAAUGAAGAUGGAAGCUUGAAAAGGAGCAUUACAGGAUGGUCCACACAAGAAGAGUUGCUCAUCCCCAGCUGGCAGGAGGACGAAGAGGAGGCUGAGGCUGAUGGGGACUACAGCGAGGAGGACAAAGAAACACAGCCAAGUGACAGUGACCCCCGGGUGUACGUGACGUUUGAGGUGUUCACCAAUGAGAUAUGGCCCAAGAUGACCAAGGGGAAAACCUCCUACAACCCUGCACUGAUUUGGAAAGAAAUUAAGUCUUUUCUGAAAGGUUCUUUUGAGGCCCUCAGCUGUCCCCAGGGGAGACUCACUGAAGAAGCAUAUAAGAAGUUAGGGAGGAAGCGCUCCCCCAAUUUCAAGGAAGACCGCAGCGAGAUCUAUAAACUCUUCUGCCUGUAUCAGCAGAUCAGGUCCCAGAAAGGCUACUUCGAUGAAGAGGAUGUUCUGUACAACCUGUACCGCAGGCUGUCGAAGCUCCGGGUGCUCCCAUGGUCCAUCCAUGAGCUCUACGGUGAUGAGAUUCAGGACUUCACCCAAGCUGAGCUUGUGCUACUGAUGAAAUGCAUCAAUGACCCCAAUGCCAUGUUUCUCACUGGAGACACAGCCCAGAGCAUCAUACAGGGCGUGGCCUUCCGCUUCAGUGACCUGUGCUCGCUGUUCCACUAUGCCAGCACAAACAGCACAGACAAGCAGUGUGCCGUCCGGAAGCCUAAGAAGAUCCACCAGCUAUGCCAGAAUUACAGGUCCCACUCAGGAAUCCUCACUCUGGCGUCUGGAGUGGUGGAUUUACUUCAGUUCUAUUUCCCAGAAUCUUUUGAUCGCCUUCCCAGGGACUCUGGCCUCCUGGAUGGCCCCAAACCAACUGUCCUGGAGUCUUGCAGUGUAAGCGACUUGGCAAUUUUGCUAAGAGGGAAUAAAAGGAAAACCCAGCCCAUUGAAUUUGGAGCCCACCAGGUAAUCCUUGUAGCCAAUGAAAUGGCUAAGGAGAAAAUUCCAGAAGAGCUGGGGUUAGCACUUGUACUAACAAUUUAUGAAGCAAAAGGCUUAGAAUUUGAUGAUGUCCUCCUUUACAACUUUUUUACUGAUUCUGAGGCUUACAAGGAGUGGAAGAUCAUUUCCUCAUUCAGACCUUCAUCAUUGGAUUCCGGAGGUAAAAACCGACCAUUAGCUGAAGAGCCCCUGGAGAAACCAAGUUCCUCUCGGGGUCAUUCUAUCAAGGUGAAUCCAGAAAUGUACAAGCUCCUUAAUGGUGAGCUGAAGCAGCUAUACACAGCCAUCACACGGGCUCGUGUCAACCUCUGGAUCUUUGAUGAAAACCAAGAGAAACGGGAUGCUGCUUUCAAAUAUUUCAUUGGAAGAAACUUUGUCCAAGUUGUGAAGACAGAUGAAAAUAAGGACUUUGAUGAUAGCAUGUUUGUUAAGACCUCAACUCCUGAGGAGUGGAUUGCACAAGGAGAAUACUAUGCCAAGCACCAGUGCUGGAAGGUUGCAGCCAAGUGUUACCAAAAAGGAGGUGCAUUUGAGAAGGAGAAGUUGGCUCUGGCCCACAACACUGUCCUGAACAUGAAGUCUAAGAAAGUCAGCCCCGGGGAAAAGCAGUUGGAGUAUUUGAAACUGGCUAAGACAUACUUGGAAUUCAAUGAGCCAAAGCUGUCGCUUAAGUGUCUGAGCUGCGCCAAGGAGUUUCAGCUCUGUGCCCAGCUGUGCGAGAAGCUGGGAAAGGUAAGAGAGGCGGCCUACUUCUAUAAGCGAAGCCAGUGCUACAAAGAGGCUUUCAGAUGCUUCGAGCAGAUUCAGGAAUUUGACCUAGCUCUCACAAUGUACUGCCAAGAGGAGCUUUUUGAAGAAGCUGCUAUCGCAGUGGAAAAGUAUGAAGAAAUGCUGAAGACCAAGACCUGCCCCAUUCCUAAGCUCUCCUACUCUGCCAGCCAGUUUUACUUGGAAGCUGCGGCAAAGCACCUGAGUGCAAAUAAGACUGAGGAAAUGCUGGCUGUCCUCUCCAGGCUAGACGUAGAGGACCAGCUAGUGUUCCUGAAGUCUCGCAAGUGCCUCGCGGCAGCUGCAGACCUGCUGCACAGGGAAGGGCGGAGAGAAGAGGCUGCCCUGCUGAUGAGGCAGCACGGUCACCUCCUGGAGGCCGCCAGGCUCACGGCUGACAAGGGCUUCCAGGCCUCCUGUCUCCUGGCGGCGGCUCGCCUCAAUGUGGCCAGAGAUUAUGACAUCGAACAUACCAAGGUCAUCCUGAGGGAAGCACUUGGUCUCUGCUCUCAAACUAGCCAGUUGUCUGGCAUCGCUGAGGCCCAGUUUCUGCAGGGAGUAAUCCUGAAAGACUUUCAGAAGCUCAAGGAUGCCUUCCUCAAGUUCGACACGCUCAACCACUCAGCCGGCGUGGUCGAAGCGCUGUAUGAAGCCGUCAGCCGGUGCGAGGCUGAGGCUGAUAAGGCUCUGGCCCUGGCCCCAGUGGGCCUGGAAGUCCUCCUCAGACUGGUCAGGGCCCUCCAAAGGGUGACUACCAACGCCGAGAAGGAAAUGGUCAAAUCUUGCUUUGAGUUUUUUGGAAUUUCUCAGGUGGAUGCCAAGUACUGCCAGAUAGCUCAGAAUGACCCUGGGCCCAUAUUAAGACUAGUUUUUGACCUGGGUUUGAACUUGAGAGAGAAGAAAACUAACGACUAUUUCUUGAUAAUGACUGAACAAAUGAAAUUAGUGCUAAACAAACACCUUUUGAACAGGCUGUGUCAAAUCACACGGAGCUUGCUUGGGAACAUCUACCCUGGGGUCUGCAUGAGGUUUAUUGUAGGCUUAAAAUGUGAGAAGGAGAGCUGUGAAGAUUUCCACAGGCCUCUGCGGCGCUGUGAGGCCAAGUGUUUGGUUCAGUCAAAAAUGCACCUGGUGGCAAUCAAUGGAUUGCUUUUGGAAGCCAAGAAAGUGUUCCCCAAACUCUUAGCUGAAGAACUUAAAGAGAUCGAUUGUGUUCUGUCCACAGACAUGUAUGGCUUUUGCAAAUCCUUCCUCAGUGUCCUCUUUCCUAAGCAUUUCCAUCCGAGAGUACUGUCGGAAAACCCCAUGGCAUGCAAGGAAGUCCUCAGACUGAAUCACGCAUCCUUCCGGUACUGCAGGUUUGCCUUGAAAGAGUAUAUCCAUUUUCUGUUCCAGAAUGAAGGGGCAUGCGGCCGCCGCGAAUCCACAGACCUGUGGCUGAGCGCCAUGCAGGCUUUCCUUCUCUCCUCUCAGUACCCAGAGGAGUUUGAAAAGCUGCUCCGCCAGGAGGAGGACAGCUACAACCAGGAACUCCAAGCUCUGGAGUCGGCAAAAGACGACAAGGGUGGGGGGAGAGGCAGCAGGGUGAAGAGAAUAGAAGGGAAGUUCGGCAUGCUGGUUGCCAACAGAGAUGACGCGAGCGAGGAGAGGAGCUCCCUGUGCUUCAUCCGGCUGCUGGAGAACUGCAUCGACCAGUUCUACGUGCACAGGAACCCGGAAGACUACAAGAAGCUCUUCUUCCGCUUCAUGAACGUUCUCAUCAGGCGCUGCAAAGAACCGCUCAUCCCCAGCAUUGGAAACAUGGUGGCCUUGCUGGAGUCCCAGUUUGUCCACUGCGCGGUGGUGCUGGCCCGCCUCCGGAAGAACGGUGUGCUGUGCCUCCCCAGGAGCUACAUCGCGCUCCUGCACUACUGGGAGUUCCUGUUCUGCAGAAAGGACAAGGAGUCCGGGGAUGUUUUCUCCAUCAUCCAGGAGUACAAACCCAAGGACGUGGCCAAAGCCAUUCAGGAUUUCCGGUUCCACCUCUCUUACCUCGUCAAGGUGCUAUGUGGCUGCGAGAACGUGCACUUCAACGUCAUGCUUGACGCCUUCAGUGGGAUCGCCCGUGUGGUCUCGGGGGAGGCUGAGCGGACACUGGUGCUGUGCUUGGUGCUGCUGGUGAAUGCCCAGGACGUCCUGCAGCCGUUCUGCAGGCCUCUGCUCUGCCGCCACUUCCAGGAGAUCGAGAGGCGGCUGCAGCUGAUGCGGGCGAGCUGUCCGGGCCAGGUCCCUGAGCGGCUCCUGAAGGUGGUGAGGCGGGUGUCCGUGGCCGUCAGUGUCAAGUCUGUUGUGGAAGCCUUGCAGGAACUGCUGUAUCAGCGAGAUGAGGAGUACCUGAUGGACUGCCGGUGGCGCUGGGACAGUGCGCACGCCAAGGGGACCGUGGUCCGUGGUCUCUCUCAGGAAGACGUCAGACUGAGCAGGUUGCUCUCUCUGGAGCCUGUGGUCCGCUUGGCAGAACCUGAGUGUGAGUGUGGUCAGGUUGGGCCAGAUGAGCUAGCAGCAGGAGACUGCGACCCGCUGCUGGCCGCCAUCCUUCUGCAGAAGCAGCAGAAGGCCUCCGCCCAGCGCAAGCUGAGAAGAGUGUGCCUGCUGGUAUCUCUGUGCGUCAGCUGGAGGAGAAGCGUGCGUGCCCAGGCAGAGGCCACCCUGGAGGAGGCCAGGGAGCCCGGAGCUGGGAACUUUAAAAGGGCUGAUGUGGACAGGACCCAGUGCGACCUGUGUGGAGUGAAGUUUUCCCGUAGCCCUGAGAACUAUUUCAGCCCCAGCAAGGCAUUCAGGGGAGCAACCCCAGAGGCUCUGGCCCUCUGCAGGGCUGAGCCGGGAGGGAAGGAGAGUCUGGAGAGGAGGAGCGAGUCUUACGAGCAGCACAUCCACCUGGAAGGCCACAGGCGGCAGCAGGUGGCCUACCAGAAGUAUUCAGAGUUCUUCCGGGAGAAGGUGGACCCGGCCAUUGACGAAGGGAAGCUGGUGGUGCAGGACAUUGAGCAGAGCGUUUGGGUCCGCAGCCACGUGGGCUCCAGCGAGCACAGCCAGAUGCUGCAGAGGAAGAUUCAGGAGCACGUCCGGAGGGUUCUGGACGCCGUGGAGGACCUCUACAGGAGGCAGGCCUGGGCUGGAGCGGAAGCGGUGAUGGCUCGGCUGGUCAAGAACCUGAGCCUGGCAGUCAGAAAUGCGCAGGAGUGGUUGAUGAGAACAGAGGUCCGCCUGAAGGAGGAAGGUGUUGUUGAGAAAGAUGAUUAUGAAAACGAAGUUGAAGACUUUGGUGAGCUCCGUCCUAGGAGAUGUUCACGGAAGAGUGGAAAGCAGAGAAAAUACUAA